UGUAAGGGUUGAGGGAGGUUUGGUAGCUAGUUAGAUGGCAGGUUAGAGGAGUAGAUAUUACAAAACAGAAAAAAGGGGGGGAAACAGCAAAAGUUGGAAAUGUGUGAGCCUGUAUUUCUCUGCUUAACUGGAAGUAACUUUUUGUAAGUGAAUUUAUUUGCUGGUGCUGCUUUUUGCUCUCCCUAACCUUCUGUGAGGACAAGAGGUUCUCACACUUUUAACAAGAAUUUAUAUUCCCCCUGAGUGGAGUGCCUUUGACUUUUCACCAUGAGAAGACUGUGUAUGUCUUUAGUUUUCUUACAGCUGAUUGGGGCUUGUGUAAGCCAGUUUCCUCGCCCUUGUGCCACUUCAGAAGGACUGCGGACCAAAGAGUGCUGUCCAUUGUGGGAUGGAGAUGGCUCAGCCUGCGGUGCCCUGUCAGGCCGCGGUUUCUGCACAGAUGUGGUCAUUUCAGACGAGCCACAUGGACCCCAGUACCCUCACAGUGGGAUCGAUGACAGAGAGCGUUGGCCUUUAGCUUUCUUCAACCGGACGUGCCGCUGUGCUGGAAACUAUGGAGGUUUUAACUGUGGCGAGUGUAGGUUUGGUUACUGGGGUUCAAACUGUGCUGAGUACAGGGAAUCAGUGCGCAGGAACAUCCUGACUAUGUCGACUGCUGAACAGCAGAAGUUCAUCUCCUAUCUGAACCUGGGUAAAAACACCAUCAAUCGUGACUAUGUCAUUGCCACUGGCACAAGGGCACAGAUGGGAGAAAAUGGUGAGAACCCCAUGUUCUCUGAGAUCAACACCUAUGACCUUUUUGUGUGGAUGCACUACUAUGUGUCCCGAGAUGCCCUCCUGGGAGGACCAGGGAAUGUAUGGCAAGAUAUCGAUUUUGCUCAUGAAUCUGCAGCAUUUCUGCCCUGGCACAGAGUCUUCCUGCUUCACUGGGAGAAUGAGAUCAGGAAGCUAACAGGAGAUUUUAAUUUCACCAUCCCAUACUGGGACUGGAGGAACUCCCAGACCUGUGACGUGUGUACCGAUGCCUUGAUGGGUGGACGCAACUCCCUUAAUCCCAACCUCAUCAGCACUGCCUCUGUCUUCUCAUCAUGGAAGGUUAUCUGCACCCAGUCAGAGGAGUAUAACAGCCGAGAAGCAUUAUGUAAUGCCACGGGGGAGGGUCCAUUGUUACGUAAUCCCGGCAACCAUGAUACCAAUCGUGUGCAACGACUUCCCAAUUCAGAUGAUGUGGAGUUCGCUGUGGGCCUCCCCGAGUACGAGACAGGACCCAUGGACCGAUUUGCCAACAUGAGCUUUAGAAAUGUCCUAGAGGGUUUUGCAAGUCCGCAGACGGGUAUGGCCGUGUCAGGCCAGAGCACCUUGCACAACGCCUUGCAUAUGUUCAUGAACGGUUCCAUGUCAUCAGUACAGGGUUCAGCUAAUGACCCAAUAUUCCUGCUACAUCAUGCUUUCAUUGACAGUAUCUAUGAGCGCUGGCUCAGGAACCACCAGCCUCCACGAAACAGCUACCCACGCACCAAUGCCCCUAUUGGUCACAAUGAUGGCUAUUAUAUGGUUCCCUUCCUGCCUCUUUAUAGAAACGGAGAUUAUUUCCUGUCCAAUAAGGCUCUUGGAUAUGAAUAUGCCUAUCUGUUGGACCCAGGUCAGAGGUUUGUUCAAGAGUUCCUGAACCCCUACCUCCAGCAGGCACAACAGAUCUGGCAGUGGCUCGUGGGUGCCGGGAUUCUGGGAGCUCUGAUUGCUGCAAUCAUCGCAGUAAUCAUUGUUUUUGCAAGACGGAAAUGGAAGCGCAAUCAGAGGAAGAAGAGAGCAUCAAGCUACGGGGAGAGACAGCCAUUACUGCAUAGCAGCUCAGAGGAAGGAUCAUCUUCAUAUCAGACCACUCUGUAACACAGGUACUGCACAACCCUGUGAUGGUUAUGAAGCCAAUUAAAAACAAGAAUCUGAUUAUGUUUUUUAAAAUAUAGUCAUGUACAGAUGAGCCAGUGAAGCAACUUUUUAAAAAAAAAGGAAAAUACAGUUCAUCCAAACAAGAAAAAAAAUAUUUACACCUCAGUGUCUUGCAGGUAUCUACUAUGGAAUCAACAGAAAGGAAGUGGGUAGUGGUGAUAGCACUGAUAAAUCACUGAUAUGUUAGCAACAUAGCUGUCCGUGCAGACAGUUACAGGUUUUAAAAAUAACUUUACAUGGGUUUGCAGGAUUUGUCUAAUCUAAUUAGGGUAGACAACAAGAAGCAACCUCCUUUGUAUUAGCGUGAUGGGGACAGGUGAAGCAAACCUUUAAGAUUUGAGACCAUUUAAAAAGAGACUAUGAGCAAACAGCAGGGAGCUGCCACUGGGAGGAUCACCUUAAAAUGUUUUGCAUUCAGUCGGCACACAUUCGGAAUAGAAAAAUUAUUUUGGGAUUCCUUGAGGAAAUAAGGCUCAAAGUAGUUUUUCUGAUGUAGUUUUAACUUCCGGGGUUUUGUGAAAUAUGCAAUAAAUGUAAAAAAUGUACAUUAACCACUGUUGUGAGUUUAGUUUGAGUGGUUAAAAAUAUGAUUUCAGAGAAAACAAUGACUAAAUUUCUAAUGUGCUAAUGUGUGUAUUUGAACUGAUGCUAAAAGACAGCGUGCAGUUUUUCUUGCAAUCCUCUCACAAGCAAAUUAACUGUAGUUGUUACAGUGCUUACAAAGAUGAAUCACGAGUUUGUACAUGCUUCAUUAAAAAUCCAACUUGA
This is a messenger RNA of Pundamilia nyererei, 2718 nucleotides long. It is a transcript of the gene tyr, whose product is annotated as tyrosinase. NCBI's taxonomy places the organism in Eukaryota, Metazoa, Chordata, Actinopteri, Cichliformes, Cichlidae. Gene Ontology annotation, biological process: melanin biosynthetic process; pigmentation. The record is from RefSeq and is a predicted model, not a curated record. Gene Ontology annotation, molecular function: tyrosinase activity. The coding region runs from base 268 to 1890 and encodes 540 amino acids. The transcript is spliced from 5 exons.